This is a messenger RNA of Penicillium maclennaniae, 1230 nucleotides long. RefSeq lists its product as uncharacterized. The record is from RefSeq and is a predicted model, not a curated record. The transcript has 3 exons. Lineage: Eukaryota; Fungi; Ascomycota; Eurotiomycetes; Eurotiales; Aspergillaceae. Bases 1 to 1230 code for a protein of 409 amino acids.
AUGGCUACAGCUGAAGGGCCUGCGCGGGCACAUGACCGCAACGGUCGCCGCCACCCCUUCUCGAGCUGGAUGAAGCGCCUAGCCAGCCUGAAAAGCUCCUCCGACUCUGGCUCGGGUCGUUGGUCUCACAAGCGACACGCUGCUGCUAAAAUCAAGAAGAACGGGGGCAACAACCCCUACCCGUUGUCGGGAACCGUCAAUCGUCAGGCAGGAAACCCCAACCCAAGCGAUUCCUACCCAGAAGUUGGCGAGGAUCACGCGUCUCGCUCGCGAAGCGAUCCCUCCUUCGCUUACUCUAGCUAUGAGCAUCCGGUCCCCGCGACCAGCGCCAAGUCGAAUGCCCCCACUAUCUCUACAAACGGUGACACCGCGAUCUCGGAGGCCGGCGAAGGCAGCACUUUCUCAUCACCUGCACCAUCUGUUCGUUCCCUGACCACCACCUUGACUACCGUGCAAUCGGCCGCACCCUCUACCCAACUGUACCCCGCGCAGAGCACGCAACAAGGACACGCACACGGAAACUCAGCACAAAGUUCUGGAACCCAGCAGGUUCAAUUCUCGCACCAAUUCCCUACCUCCUCAUCGCCCGCGACGGCUGUGCCCGGGCACCUGAUCACCCACAGCCAAACCUACAACACGGCGACCGCGAACAACGUUCUAACCGACAAUGCAUCUAUCCUCACAUUGGCUAGCUCGUCCAAGCGCCGCCGCCGAAACUCCCUGGACACCAAUGCCUCUGUCCGCGCGCUCGCACCAUCAUCCGUCUUCGGUGGCAGCCGAGAGAGCUUGCCGCUUAGUGUCCUCAGUGGUAACGUGGUAGAGCCGUCCAACUCAUCCACGUUCAAUGCGCAAGGUGUUUUGAAUCGCCCAAGUCUGGUCGGCCUUGCCAGCGCCGAGCGUAUCAGUGUCUAUUCGACCUCCGGCGCAGCACCCAUUACCGCCACAGGCGAGCGGGGCAGCUUCUACCCAGCGAAGGUGACCCCUGCCACAGGCGACGGAGCGAGUAUUCGCAGCGGUGCGCCUUCCCAUAGCCGAAACGAUAGCACAGCAGCUAGCAUCACCGGUGUGGGUAGCCCCCUUGCCAUGACCUCGGGCCGUGUCAGUCGACGAAGCUCCGGAUGGGGCGAAAUUACUGGCGAUGAGUCCGAAGAAGGCCGAGUUGAGCGAACGGACGACAAGGCCACGGUAAGGCCUGAAGAGGGUCUACACGAAGAACCCAAAGAAAUUUAA